Hyla sarda is the source of this 2647-nucleotide messenger RNA. Its product is annotated as oocyte zinc finger protein XlCOF6.1-like. Gene Ontology annotation, molecular function: RNA polymerase II cis-regulatory region sequence-specific DNA binding; DNA-binding transcription factor activity, RNA polymerase II-specific. The transcript has 5 exons. Lineage: Eukaryota; Metazoa; Chordata; Amphibia; Anura; Hylidae. Gene Ontology annotation, cellular component: nucleus. Gene Ontology annotation, biological process: central nervous system development; regulation of transcription by RNA polymerase II. The record is from RefSeq and is a predicted model, not a curated record. The coding region runs from base 892 to 2136 and encodes 414 amino acids.
GGGAGGAUAAAGAUGGAGCUGGGGCUGUACUGGGAGGAGUGUGAGGCUGUACUGGGAGGACUGGGCAGAGACUAGAUCCCGGCCCCUAGGCAUGCUGGGUAUGGUGGGAGAAGAGGACGCGCAGUAACAUACACGGCUGUAACCGCAGACAGAACAGAAGGUUCCUUAGGUACAGGACUCGCAUAGCUUUAAGAGACCAUGGUCAUUCUCACGAAAGACCCACCAAGGAUGGAGGAGGACAGAGACCACAUGUCUGGGAGGAUAUUAGACCUCACCCUAGAGAUGAUCUACUGGAUCACUGGAGAGGAUUACACAGUAGUGAAGAAGUUGUCUGGUGAGUGUGUGACACCCCGUGUGUCAGGAGGCUGGAGCAGGAGCCAGAGCCCCGCCCCCGAGGAGCCUCCACCUCAUUCACUGAUACAUGAGCAGAAGAUCCUAGAACUUACCUCCAGGAUCACUGAGCUGCUGACUGGAGAGGUGAGCGCUGCUGGGAAUGCUGGGACAUUAUACAAUAACACCAAGGUAUGAAGUGUCUGGAGGAGAAUUGUAUCAUUGUCUGUGUCAGGUUCCUAUAAGGUGUCAGGAUGUCACUGUCUAUUUCUCCAUGGAGGAGUGGGAGUAUUUAUUAGGACACAAGGAUCUGUACAAGGAUCAGGUCAUGAUGGAGGAUCACCAGUCCCUCACAUCACCAGGUAAGAGGAGAGAGCAGGUUUGUGGAUCUCCUAGAUUCCCCCAUCAUCUGAUCAUCACAUAUAACAAUGGAUUCAGUCACUGUGUUUAUUUCCUAUAGAUGGAUCCAGUAGUAUAAAUCCCCCAGAGAGGUGUCCCCGUCCUCUAUAUCACCAGGAUUGUCCAGGAAAAGAGGAUCAUCAGGUCCUUAAUGUUGGAUCCAUGCGGGAAAGUUCUGGAGGAACGAGGAGAGAACUGGAGGAACCCCGAUCAGAGAAUGACAGGGUGAGACACUCCCAUGAGCAUUUCCUUCUGUAUCCCUAUAAUGAAGUAGAAGAUGAUCAGUCACAGAUUGAAAAAACUGGACAUAAAUCUUUAGCAAGUUCUAAACAUGGGGAACAUCUAGAAAUGAAAUCUCCUCUUCCUGAGCAAGAGCGAAUUCACAUAGAUGAAAGGCCUUUGUCAGAAUGUGGGAAAUCUUUUAGUCCAAAAUCAAGUGUCGUGGAACAUCAGAGAACUCGCACAGGAGAGAAGCUUUUCUCAUGUUCACAAUGUGAGAAAUGUUUCAGUAGGAAAUCGCACCUUGUUUGUCAUCAGAGAACUCACUCAGGGGAGAAGCCUUUUUCAUGUUCAGAAUGUGGGAAAACUUUUAAUCACUCAUCAGCUCUUGCUAAUCAUUACAGAAUUCACACUGGGGAGAAAAGAUUUUCAUGUUCUGAAUGUGGGAAAUGUUUCAUUGUGAAAACAGAUCUGGUCAAACAUGAGAGAAUUCACACAGGGGAGAAGCCAUUUUCAUGCUUGGAAUGUGGCAAAUGUUUUACUAGGAAAUCCCUUCUUGUUGGACAUCAGAAAACUCACACAGGAGUGAAACCGUUUUCAUGCUCAGAAUGUGAGAAAUGUUUCACUAGCAAAUCAUAUCUUGUUAUCCAUCAGACAACUCACACAGCGGAGAAGCCGUUUUCAUGUCCUAAAUGUGGAAAAUGUUUGAGUAACAAAUCAACUCUUGAGAAACAUCUGCGAACUCACACAGGGGAGAAGCCCUAUACAUGUACAGCAUGUGGGAAAUGUUUUAGCUAUAAGUCAAUUCUUGUCGAACAUCUAAGGAUUCACACAGGCGAGAAGCCCCAUUCGUGUUCCGAAUGUGGGAAGUGUUUCAACUACAAAUCAAGUCUUGUGCAACAUGUAAGAAUUCAUACAGGGGAGAAGCCACAUUUGUGUUCAGUAUGUGGGAAAUGUUUUAACUAUAAAUCAAGUCUUCGGGAACAUCAGAGAAUUCACACAGGGGAGAAGCCGUUUUCAUGCACAGUAUGUGGAAAGUGUUUCAACUAUAAGACAAGUCUUGUGGAACAUCUAAGACUUCACACUGGGGAGAUGUCCUUUUCAUGUAUGGUAUGUGGGAAAUGUUUUAACCAGAAAGCAGGUCUUGUAGCACAUCAGAGAGCUCAUGCAAAAGAUAAGACAAUUUAAUGUACAGACUGUAGGAAAUAUGGUAAGGGUGGGGCUCCAUAGUAGGACCAGCUGCCUCAGGAUGGGUUUGGGCAGCUGUGGUCGUGAUAUCAUGCUACGCCCCCUCCAUUCAUUUCUAUGGGAGGGGGCGUGACUACCGUCACGCCCCCUCCCAUAGACAUGAAUAGAGGGGGCGUGGCGUGACAUAACAACCAGCGUUCUGAACAUAACCCGGUGAUUGCUGAGGGGACCAGUGGGCAGACCCCCCCCGCGAUCUUACAUCUUAUGUCCUAUUCUUUCCUAUCCAUGUCUAGGGGCGGAGUACCCCUUUAAUGCUGUUGUCCUGGGUAAACACAGCUGCUUUCCAAAAACAGCACCAGAUCUGUCUACAGGUUGUUUGUGGUAUUACAGCUUUGCCCCAUUCACUUCAAUAGAGGCAAAUUACAAUACCAUGUGUGGUGCUGGUUCUGAAAAAAAAAAGUAAUGUUUUAGUUUGUUUGCUUUUUUUUUUUUAAUAAAGACAAUUCUUUAU